Messenger RNA from Homalodisca vitripennis (glassy-winged sharpshooter), 1212 nucleotides. RefSeq names its product ubiquitin-conjugating enzyme E2 J2. The coding region runs from base 373 to 1134 and encodes 253 amino acids. The transcript is spliced from 6 exons. The record is from RefSeq and is a predicted model, not a curated record. Lineage: Eukaryota; Metazoa; Arthropoda; Insecta; Hemiptera; Cicadellidae.
CUAAAGUGACGUUUCCACUACACUACACCCUAUCUCCACAUUUGCAAGUUUGGUUAUGCACUUCUGAAAUUUCCUGGUGUUUCUGAUCCUGACAACAGGCUGAAGAUAUCGCAUUUUCUGAUUUUUGUUCUUUAGUUAGAGAACAUUUCAGUUACAAUUAAGAUCAAUAACGUUCAAGUGAUAUCGUAUUUUAUAUUGUCCACACAUCAAACCGCUUUUCAAGGCCAAGAAUAAUGUGUAGUUUCUGAAAGUGAAAACAUUUAACAAUCAGUGCUUUACAAACAUUCAAUGUAUGCCUAGGCCUAGAUGCAAUGAGCUUAUUCUGUAAAUGUGUAUAAGUCACAGGUAGAACUAUAAUUUAAUUUAAACUGCAUGUUUUAUUUAGGAACUGCUGAGACUGCAAUGUCCAUCAAGAAAAUGCCCAACAACAAACAUAACAGUGCUACAUCCCGAUUAAAACAAGAUUAUAUGCGACUGAAGAGAGAUCCUGUACCAUAUGUGGUGGCUGAACCUCUUCCCUCCAACAUCUUACAAUGGCACUACGUGGUGACGGGACCAGAGAACACACCGUACGAAGGUGGCAUUUACCAUGGAAAGCUGGUUUUCCCACGGGAGUUCCCAUUCAAACCUCCAUCCAUCUACAUGAUAACUCCCAAUGGCAGGUUCAAGACAAACACUAGGCUAUGUCUGUCCAUCAGUGACUUCCAUCCGGACACAUGGAACCCAGCUUGGAGUGUCUCUACCAUCCUUACCGGACUUCUCAGUUUCAUGACAGAUAGAAGUCCGACUCUUGGCAGUAUUGAAGCCAGCGAGUACGAGAGGAGAAACCUGGCCGUUCAGAGUCUUGCGUUCAACCUGCAGGACACACAGUUCUGUGAACUAUUCCCUGAUCUUGUAGAUACGAUAAAGACAGAACUGGAAAGACGUAAGCAAGCUCAACAGAACUCUAGGAAUAGUGAUUCUGAGAACCACUGGAACGGAGACCAGGCGAGAAUAUUGGACGAUAACUUCGGACCCAACGACCAGGCCCAGAACCCUUUACAGAGUGUCUUUGCCAACAUCUGCAUCUUCAUUGGUUUUGCCGCUUUCGCGUACACAGUCAAAUACGUCCUCCGUAGUAUUAGUACUGAAUAAUCAAUCUGAGCUAAAUGUUUUGUUGAACGUGUUUUUCUUUCGGCUAAAAUAAAGAACAAUGUAUCAAUAGAAAAAUAA